Mucor velutinosus is the source of this 3699-nucleotide messenger RNA. It is a transcript of the gene MAK11, whose product is annotated as Protein mak11. The record is from RefSeq and is a predicted model, not a curated record. The transcript has a single exon. Bases 1 to 3699 code for a protein of 1232 amino acids. NCBI's taxonomy places the organism in Eukaryota, Fungi, Mucoromycota, Mucoromycetes, Mucorales, Mucoraceae.
AUGCAGUUUUCCAGCAAGUCCAGCACCUACACCAAACAUUGCGGAAUCAUAUCACUUAACAACAGAUACAUUAUUACACCCAUUGACACUGGCAUCGACGGUAGAUUUAUACUAGCACACGUACAUUAUGCGACGGAAGAGGAACCAAACUCCUCCAACUCCAUAGCCACAAUACUCAACAUAUACGGAAAAGCAGCAUCAAGAAAAGACAACGUGGAAUUCUACACGGAAUUGAUGCAACACAGAUUUUUGAUACACAAGAUUACAACUAUUCAGAACAACAUGAUUAUUUUGGGAGAUUUCAACUACAAAUAUGAGUCUCGCCGAUCUAAUGGAACAGUCGAAGCAACUACAGUCGAAUGGACAGCCUUAUUGGAGGAACAUUUCAUCGAUUGCUUUUGGGAAAACAAGAGCGCCACUUUUCAUGGAUCCAACAAUCUCCAUUACAUCUUGGACUACAUCUUCUGCAACAACACUUCCUAUGGAACAGUUACAGAGUGUACCCAGGAGUUUAUGAACUCGACAUGGACAGAUCAUGAAAUGCUGGUCAUUACUUUACAACUGCAAAAGGAUGCAACACAGGGGCCUGGCGCCUACAAAUGCAAUCCCUUUUUGGCCAACAACCACAAGUUUCGUCGUGAAUUGGUGAUCUUCUUGCAAGGUCUACAGCCGCAAGUUGAGCUCAAGACAGCCACCCAAUCCCCUCAAGAGAUCUGGGACUGGAUCAAAGACGAGUUUAAGGAGCAUGUCCGACAAUUCCAACUGGAAGAAGUCAACUGGCGUAGAAAGGCACUGAAGACGUUACAAGCAAAACGGAAUCGGUGUAUGCGAGCAAAGAAGAACCGGGGACUGAUAUUUCAAGGGCUAGACACCAUCAACCAACAAAUUGGUGCGUUACAAGACUCUAUCGCCGAAAUUGAAGUCCUCAAAUUAGGGAAGUAUUGGAGAGAAAAUGGAGAGAAAAAUGCUGGGUUCUUGAAGAAACUCACCGUAUCUAGACAGAAUCAACGUCAAUUGAAACAACUGAGGCAUCCAGUUACUCAAGAAUUGCAUUCUGAUCAAGGUACUAUGAGCGAGAUCGCUGGCAGCUUUUACACGAAUUUGUACACACCAACUCCACCCGAUGCCAGAUCAAUGCGGCUAUUGUUGGAUCAAAUCACACCUGACAUGCAACUUGACGGUGAACAGCAAUCACUCCUCGAACUACCAGUAGAGCUAGAUGAUUUGUUGUUUGAAUGUAAAAGAUCGCCUAAAUUUGCGUCUCCCGGCAGCGAUGGCAUCCCUUACCAACUCCUCCGGCUGAUUCUCAAGUUCCCGCCCCUCCACUCUCUCAUCACCACGGUCUACAAUGAUGCCCUCACCAAAGGCAUAUUUCCUGCGUCUUGGAACGUCUCCCUCAUGACAAUCCUCUACAAGAAAAAUGACCCCAAUGACAUGGCAAAUUAUAGACCUAUCUCCCUCUGCAACACUGACUACAAACUCUUGACACGUUUGCUUAAUCAUCGAAUGAUGGAAGUCGCUAAGCAACUGAUCAACGAGAACCAAGCGGGAUUCGUACCUGGGCGGUUCAUUGCCCAAAACGCUCUGCGGUGUCAGGUCAUAAUGGAAGAUGCUGAACGAACCAUGAACUUGGCCAAGAAGAACAAUGUGAUACACCAAAUGCCCAAAGCAAUUGGCCUUAGUCUUGAUCAGGAAAAAGCGUACGAUCGAGUUAACCUCUCGUACCUUCAAACAGCACUCAUUACUUAUGGCUUCCCUGCUAAUCUUGUCCGCUGCAUCAUCAACAUGAUGGGCCAAAAUCUCUUGCGCAUCAAUGUGAAUGGUUACUUUACUGAUGAUAUUCCCAAGCUGCGAGGCUUAAAGCAAGGUGACCCCAUUUCCUCUAUUUUGUACAAUUUGGCUAUUGAACCCUUUCUGCGGUCUAUUCUCAAUGAUCCAUUAUACCACGGCUAUCAAAUGCAGUAUGCAACUGACCAUCCCAACUAUAAUGCUAAUGACCCUUUAGUUCAUGUGUCAAAAAUCCUAUGUUACGCUGACGAUGCUUUUGUAUUUGUUCAAGACCUUCCUGAUCUGGCAAGACUCGAGUACCACUUAGAUGUCUAUUGCAAUGCAACCAAUGCCAAGAUUAACUACAACAAGGUCGAAGCUAUCUCGCUCUCUGGUCAAAACACAUGGUCAUAUUGGCAAGCACGACUCUCGGAAAUGAAUAUCACAAAAUUCACAUCCAACAAGGAUUCCAAUCCAGUGAUCUAUCUCGGGUUUCCUCUGCUGCAAUCGGUUCAACAACGUGAAGUAUUUAUCGGUGGUCUUGUCGACAAUCUCCGGACAGCUACCAAAAUCCACAGUGUAAGAAGUCUCUCCGUCGUUGGCAAAGCUACAGUGCUCAACAGUUUGAUUUUGUCCAAAUGCUGGUAUGUACUACGAGUAACUCCGUUUGCUCAAAGUAAUGUCCAAGCUAUCCAGUCCAUUUGCACCAAGUUUCUACGAAAAGGCAUCUUUCCUGUUAUCCCCUGGGCCACAUGGACCAAGCCGAAGCCAUUAGGUGGAUUAGGUGUUCUGGAUGUUGCUCUGCAACAAUCAGCCCUAUACUUUCGUUGGGUUCAACCGCUCCUCCAUCCCUCUGACUCGCCCCACAUCCUAGAUCUCAUGCUGGUCAUGCUAGUGAAUAAGCAAAAUCAGAGUGCGCAUGUGCAGGUUCCGUUGCUCUUUCCCCUCACACGAACCACUGGUCUCACCAAACAACGCACCAACACGGUAACAAUGAUCUACAAAUCAGUUGACCGCCUCAAACGCAUCAAUGAACCAGUUCACCUCAAUAUUGCUACCGCCUCAAUCCUACCUGUCAAAGCCAUUCUGCAGCCGUCUGCCACUGUCUCCAAAAUGCCGAUUAGGGCCACUCAGUUGCAAGUAAAGGAUCUUUAUCAACCCAAUCCUGACCAACCUCUGCAACUCGAAGCACGAAAAGCACCAACCAUCCCAGCUGACAUUCGACGCGCUUGCAAGAAAAUCCUGAAGCAAAUCAACGAGAACAAAGUACAUAUCCAGCCGUACUUUAGCCUCAUGCUACAACCCCCUCAGGGUGGCACCAACCGCACAACCGACAUCUCCUUCAAACCGUUUAUUGACUCCUAUGAUUUCAACAGCCAGCAAGGCCUCACUCGACAGAUUUCAACCAGAACAUUCCGCACAGCAUGCAUCGAGGCUCACACCUCCAGCAUUGCCAGGUCCAACUGGAAUUUCUUCUGGUCUCUGUCCCUGAACCUUGUCCACCGUAAUGUCAUCUAUCGCUUCCUCACCCACACCAUCCCGACCAAACGCCUGCUACACUACUUUGAGAUAGCUGAGUCACCUCUCUGCCCGAUCUGUGGUAACGAAGAAAAUGCUGUACACUUGCUUUUCCUCUGUUCCAGUAAGGCAUCCAUCUGGAAAGCUAUCAUCUUUGAAUUCUUGUGGCCAACCGUUUCGAUUGGUGAUAUUAUCCAAGCCUGUUCCUCUCUUGACUUUGAAAACAUCAAGUAUGUCUCCAAAUCAUACACCACUGCUCACAUGGUCGUACUGGUAACACUUGGCAACAUUUGGCGAGCUCAAGUUCGUAUGAUCUUUCACUCGACUCCAUUUAUAUGGAUCGAUGUGGUCCAGCAGAUCAAGAACGAGCUCCUUCAACUACAUGCCCAAACUGAAAUUCACAAGCAAUUGUAA